AACACCUCUCACAAGCACAAGCCCCCCAGCACCCCCCACAAAAUAUGAGUCCUAGCGUUACUUCCGAGGCCAGCCAGCCUCUCGCUGUCAGGUCCACUGUGGCCCAGAGGAAGCAAGCCCACGAGCUUAGAAAGACUCUCAAGCCGCUGUUGGAGAAGAGAAGGCGUGCUCGUAUUAACGACAGCCUGAGCCAUUUGAAGAGUCUCAUUCUGCCCCUGGUUGGCAAAGAUAACGCGCGCUACUCCAAGCUGGAGAAAGCCGACAUUCUGGAAAUGACUGUCCGCUUCCUCAGGGACCUUCCAUCCUCUCCCACAAAAGAUCCCACAGAAAGUUACAGAGAAGGCUACAAAGCGUGCCUCCAGCGGGUCUCGGCUCUGCUUCCUCAAACCAGCCUCGACCAGGGCGCGUGUAAGCGGGUCAGUGAUUUUGUGCAGCGCUCCAUGUCCGCCGCAGUCACCCCGUCUUGCCUCAACUGUUGCGCGCAAACCUCCAGAGCCUUUCCGCACAUCCAGCAGAGGCUCCUUAGCCUCAAGUCCGCCUUCAGCUCCAGGGGCGACAGCCAGCCUCAGUCUCAGCCGGUGGCCCCGGGCCCCUGUGCAGCGCAACAGGUCCCGCCUACUGUCAGCGCUGACAUGUGGAGGCCCUGGUAGACGGACACUUAUUUGAUGUCUUAUUUAUUUAUUUAUUUAAAGUGAUGAUCCACUUUACACACGCAUUGAAUAGGAGGGAUUUUGGGAGUUGCUGUAUAAUUAAUGUAAUUCAGCAAUUGCUUCAUUUUGCCUAGAAAUUGAGCACAGAUCCCAAAGAAGCAGUAUAGUCUAUUGCGUUUUAUUAUUGCAAUCCUCUUUGGGGUUUCAAAGGCACGGGUUGUUGACAACACUUUUGUAAAACCCCAAGGGUUACUCAGUUUGAGGUUUGCACGAUGGACUUAAAAGUAUUUUGGUCUGUGCAAAAGAAUAGUCUGUAAACACUGUGUGUUAAAUAAAUAUGACGAA
Messenger RNA from Phyllopteryx taeniolatus (common seadragon), 995 nucleotides. RefSeq names its product hes family bHLH transcription factor 2, tandem duplicate 1 (gene hes2.1). Gene Ontology annotation, molecular function: DNA-binding transcription factor activity, RNA polymerase II-specific; RNA polymerase II cis-regulatory region sequence-specific DNA binding; protein dimerization activity. Gene Ontology annotation, biological process: anterior/posterior pattern specification; regulation of transcription by RNA polymerase II; regulation of neurogenesis. The record is from RefSeq and is a predicted model, not a curated record. NCBI's taxonomy places the organism in Eukaryota, Metazoa, Chordata, Actinopteri, Syngnathiformes, Syngnathidae. Bases 45 to 650 code for a protein of 201 amino acids. The transcript has 3 exons. Gene Ontology annotation, cellular component: nucleus.